Messenger RNA from Teleopsis dalmanni, 2169 nucleotides. RefSeq names its product ATPase family AAA domain-containing protein 3A homolog (gene bor). Lineage: Eukaryota; Metazoa; Arthropoda; Insecta; Diptera; Diopsidae. Gene Ontology annotation, biological process: mitochondrion organization. Gene Ontology annotation, molecular function: zinc ion binding; ATP hydrolysis activity; ATP binding. Bases 128 to 1897 code for a protein of 589 amino acids. The record is from RefSeq and is a predicted model, not a curated record. Gene Ontology annotation, cellular component: mitochondrion. The transcript is spliced from 7 exons.
CAUAUAUCUAUUGUGAAUAAUUCUUGUUUUUAACCUUUAAAUUAGUCGCCACAUUUUACAUAAAUGCGAAAGUUUAUCACGUUUGGAUUUUUGAUUGAAAAAUUGGUAUAAAUACGCUGUAUAAAUUAUGUCGUGGUUGUUAGGAAGAAAUCGGCCGCAACAGGAUGUGUUUACUGGUGGAAGUGAUGAUGAUGCCGAUAAGAAGACAGCAGGUGAAAAAGGUGGUGAUACUCAAUUGAGUAAGGCAGAGCGUAAAGCCAUGGAAGCAUACAGAUUUGAUUCGUCGGCGCUUGAAAGGGCGGCGGAAGCAGCGAAGACAUUAGAGAAAUCCAGACAUGCGAGAGAAGCUUUGGAAAUAUCUAAAUUACAGGAAGUUACUAGACAGCAGGAGUAUCAAACAAAAGUGAAGGAAUAUGAAGCUCAUAUAGAACAAGCUAAAGUUGAACAAAAGCGAAUUGAUCAUGAAGAACGCCGCAAAACGCUAAUAGAAGAAACCAAACAACAGCAGCAACGCGCACAGUAUCAAGACCAACUUGCAAGGAAACGAUAUGACGAUCAAUUAACUCAACAGCAACGAGUUCAAGAAGAAAACUUAAGAAAACAAGAAGAGAGUGUUGCUCGUCAAGAGGCAAUGAGACGUCAAACAAUCGAACAUGAAAUUGAAAUGAAGGAAAAAAAUCGGCUAAAACUAUUAGAACAUGAGAUGCGUGCGAAAGCCAAAAUAGAUAGAGAAAAUCGCGACAUCAAUCUGGAACAAAUUCGAUUAAAAGCCCAGGAACACCGAACAACAGUACUCGAGGGUAUAAAAACCGCUGGCACCGUUAUUGGUGCUGGAUUUGAGGCAAUGCUCACUGACUGGGAUAAAGUCCUUACAGCAGCUGGUGGACUUUCACUUUUAGCUUUAGGUGUAUACUCAGCUAAAGGAGCUACAGGGGUUGCCUCACGUUAUAUUGAAGCUAGGAUUGGUAAACCAAAUCUUGUGGGUGAAACAUCACGAUUUGCAUUUUUAGAUGCAAUUAAACAUCCGAUUCACUAUAUUAAAAAAUUAAGAUCAAAACCUCAAGAUGCGCUGCAAGGUGUAGUUUUAAAUCCAAAAUUAGAAGAACGUUUAAGAGACGUUGCGAUAGCCACUAAAAAUACACGUUUGAAUAAGGGCCUCUAUCGAAAUGUACUGAUGCAUGGUCCACCCGGUACAGGUAAAACAAUGUUUGCAAAAAAAUUAGCAGAACAUUCAGGUAUGGAUUACGCUAUUAUGACUGGUGGAGAUGUAGCACCUAUGGGUAAAGAUGGUGUAACUGCAAUACAUAAAGUAUUUGAUUGGUCACAAACUAGUCGUCGAGGUCUACUGUUGUUUGUAGAUGAAGCAGAUGCGUUUUUACGCAAACGAUCAUCAGAGAAAAUAUCUGAAGAUUUAAGAGCCGCAUUAAAUGCUUUCCUAUACCGCACAUCUGAACAAAAUGCCAAAUUUAUGUUAGUAUUGGCAUCAAACACUCCUGAACAAUUCGAUUAUGCCAUAAAUGAUCGCUUAGAUGAAAUGGUGGAAUUUACUUUACCUGGUUUGGAAGAACGUGAGCGUUUACUUCGUUUAUAUUUUGAUAAAUAUGUUUUACAACCCGCUGCUGAAGGAGCUAAGCGAUUUAAACUAGAACAGUUCGAUUAUGGAUCAGUAUGUUCAAAAAUGGCCGAUAUUUGUAAUGGAAUGUCUGGACGUGAAAUUUCCAAACUAGGUGUCGCCUGGCAAGCAGCAGUUUAUGCAUCGGAGAACGGUGUGCUAACAGAAAAAAUGGUAUUAGAUAGGUGCCUUGCAGCUGCUGAACAACAUAAACAAAAGAUGGCCUGGCUAUCAGAACAAGAACGAAGUGAUCAUAAAUCAAUAACUGGUGCACAAACGAAAUAAACACCAAACUUUCCUGGAUUAUGCGUUAUGUUUAAACUUUUAACUAAUAACAGUAAAUUAGAUUAUCAAAACUUCACAUUAUGAUAUAUAUAUAUAUAUAUCUGCGGCAUGUUGAUACAAAUUGGUUAAACAAGAUAUAAUUUUAGCUUAUAUUUCUUAUAAAUUAUAUCUCAAGCUUUAUGCAUAUUAAAGAUGGAGUAAAUUCAUUAUUUUCAUUAUAUAAAAUGUAUUUACUCUGAUAUGUAUAUUUAACCACGUUAUAAACUUUCACU